This is a messenger RNA of Rhea pennata, 954 nucleotides long. Its product is annotated as solute carrier family 25 member 3-like. NCBI's taxonomy places the organism in Eukaryota, Metazoa, Chordata, Aves, Rheiformes, Rheidae. The record is from RefSeq and is a predicted model, not a curated record. Gene Ontology annotation, biological process: mitochondrial phosphate ion transmembrane transport. The transcript has a single exon. Gene Ontology annotation, molecular function: phosphate transmembrane transporter activity. Gene Ontology annotation, cellular component: mitochondrial inner membrane. The coding region runs from base 1 to 954 and encodes 317 amino acids.
AUGGCCGCCAAGGGCCCUGAGGAGGAGGAGGGCAGCUGUGAAUACGGCUCUGCCAAAUACCUGGCUCUGUGCGGCCUGGGUGGCAUCGUGAGCUGCGGCCUCACCCACACGGCCGUGGUGCCGCUGGACCUUGUGAAGUGCCGCAUGCAGGCGGAGCCUGGGCGCUACCAGAGCAUCAUUCAGGGUUUCUCCCUCACCAUGAAGGAGGAGGGCCUGCGCGGCCUGGCCAAGGGCUGGGCCCCGACCUGCCUGGGCUACUCCAUGCAAGGGCUUUGCAAGUUUGGCCUCUAUGAAGUCUUUAAACUGCAUUACGCUGAGAUCUUGGGACCAGAGCGAGCCUAUCUGUGGCGGACCAGCCUCUACCUAGCUGCUUCGGCCUCUGCUGAGUUCUUUGCUGACAUUGCUCUCUCACCAAUGGAAGCAGCCAAGGUGCGGAUCCAGACCCAGAUGGGUUAUGCCAACACCCUACGUGCAGCUAUCCCCAAAAUGUAUCAGGAGGAAGGACUGUGGUCCUUCUACAAGGGAGUGGCCCCGCUUUGGAUGCGCCAAAUCCCCUAUACCAUGAUGAAGUUUGCCUGCUUUGAGCGUACGUUGGAGGCCCUUUAUGUGUAUGUGGUGCCCAAGCCACGCAGCGAGUGCACCAAAUUAGAGCAGCUGGGCAUCACCUUUGUAGCAGGCUAUAUUGCUGGUGUUUUCUGUGCUAUAGUCUCCCACCCAGCUGACUCUGUGGUAUCUGUACUCAAUAAGGAGAAGGGCAGCAGCGCGAUAGAUAUUCUCAAGAGGCUUGGCUUCAGCGGCCUGUGGAAAGGCCUCUUUGCUCGCAUCCUCAUGAUUGGGACCCUCACAGCCCUGCAGUGGUUCAUCUAUGACUCCAUCAAGGUCUAUUUUAGGCUCCCUCGGCCACCACCACCAGAGAUGCCUUUAUCCCUGAAAGAGCGUUUGCUUUCCAAGUAG